AUGGCCGCCCAGGCUUGUCAAAAAUGCCGCAACCGCAAGAGCAAAUGCGACGAGCAAUGGCCCAAAUGUGGGCUAUGUCAGCGCCUCAAUGUGGAUUGCGAGUAUCAAGAGCCUUUGCCAACGAAGAAAGACAAAACCAUUGUGCACAUCCUAGACACCUUGACCCGAUUGGAGAACAAGUUCGACAAUAUGGCCAUUACACAAGGAAGCAGUCCGGACUUGAACUCAUCUGGCGCCCGUGCUUCGGUGGGUGGGACGUCGUCGGUGUCGCUCGACAAGGCCUCACGAAGCGAGACUGGACAGCGGAAUACAGAAGGGUCGGCUUCCAGCGCCAAUGUGCAAAAGUCUUAUCAGCACCUCACGUACGUCCUCCAAGAAGGAACGCCAUGGUUCAUCAAGCGAGAGAUGAGCAAGCAUCCUGAUCCACUACCAUCGGACGUUGGGUUGCAGUGCUUCACGAUGGCCAUUGGAUAUACAAAGCAAGGCAGAGCUUCAAGUGUUGUAUUUCCGACUCUCGGUGUUCAGCAAAUACAAGAGCUUUCCGACGCCUACUUCAACACAUUCAAUGUUCUCUAUCCAGUCCUCAAUCGAGAGGCAUUCAUGAACGCUACUGUGGCGAGACUCUUGCGGGACGGCUACGGAGACGGCGAUUCCGGCAGCGUUCUGGCUCUUCUAGUCUUCGUCACGGGAAGAGACAUAUGA
This is a messenger RNA of Recurvomyces mirabilis, 702 nucleotides long. RefSeq lists its product as uncharacterized. The transcript has 5 exons. Gene Ontology annotation, molecular function: DNA-binding transcription factor activity, RNA polymerase II-specific; zinc ion binding. The record is from RefSeq and is a predicted model, not a curated record. Gene Ontology annotation, biological process: regulation of DNA-templated transcription. Bases 1 to 702 code for a protein of 233 amino acids. Lineage: Eukaryota; Fungi; Ascomycota; Dothideomycetes; Mycosphaerellales; Teratosphaeriaceae.